AUGUCCUCGGCUGCCAACAUAGACGGCAAUGCCAAGCCAAAACUGAGCAGAGCCAAAAGAUGGACCGCGGAGGUGGAAAACCUGUACAGAUUCCAGCAGGCCGGCUACAGAGACCAGCAGGAGUACAGCCAAGUUAAACAAGGCAUCCUGUGCAUACCUUCACCUCUCCAGGCUCUCCUCAACCUGCACCCUACUCUUGCUACAGAUCACAAUGUCAUCCGCGAACAUCAUCGUCCAUGGAGACUCCUGCCUGAUCUUGUCUGUCAACCUGUCCAUCACCAUUGCAAACAAGAAAGGGCUCAGAGCUGAUCCUUGAUGUAAUCCCACCUCCACCUUGAACCCAUCUGUCAUUCCAACCACACACCUCACCAUUGUCACACUUCCCUCAUACAUAUCCUGCCCCACUCCUACAUACUUCUCUGCAACUUCAAUUAUUAUACACACACUGACCCCUAAAACACAACACAAAAACACAAAUGUGGACUUCUGCUGAUGAAUUCCUAUAAUAAGCAUGACACAUUCAUUUGUAAUUUGUGAUAUUGGGUUAUACAAAUAGAAUUGACUUGACUUGACCUUUUCUCACACAAAACCAGAAAUUUUUAACUUCAUAUUUCAGCCUGGUUUC
This is a messenger RNA of Lampris incognitus (smalleye Pacific opah), 625 nucleotides long. RefSeq names its product meiosis/spermiogenesis associated 1 (gene meig1). NCBI's taxonomy places the organism in Eukaryota, Metazoa, Chordata, Actinopteri, Lampriformes, Lampridae. Gene Ontology annotation, cellular component: nucleus. The record is from RefSeq and is a predicted model, not a curated record.